This is a messenger RNA of Kalmanozyma brasiliensis GHG001, 2091 nucleotides long. Its product is annotated as Vacuolar protein sorting protein 36, GLUE domain protein. The transcript has a single exon. Bases 1 to 2091 code for a protein of 696 amino acids. Lineage: Eukaryota; Fungi; Basidiomycota; Ustilaginomycetes; Ustilaginales. Gene Ontology annotation, biological process: protein transport to vacuole involved in ubiquitin-dependent protein catabolic process via the multivesicular body sorting pathway. The record is from RefSeq and is a predicted model, not a curated record. Gene Ontology annotation, cellular component: ESCRT II complex; late endosome membrane. Gene Ontology annotation, molecular function: phosphatidylinositol-3-phosphate binding; ubiquitin binding.
AUGGACCGCUUCAAGCAGAUCGAUGCCAGCAACUCGUCCAUCGGCGCGCUCCUCUUUCACGAUGAAGAGGUCGUCAGCUUGCAAGACAGCAUCGGUCUCUACGACGGCAAGGAGAAGACUCUCCAUCAGAACAAUGGCACCGUCUACUUGACAUCCCAUCGUCUGCUCUAUAUCGAUGACCUAGAGCCACAUCGAUAUUCCUGCAGCUUGGAGCUCUCGCUCGUCAAGCAGAGCGAGUAUUAUGCGGGUUUCCUCAAGAGCAGCCCGAAGAUCACUCUCACACUCGCUCAGCCGGACGGCGACAGCGAACCAUCACGACUGCAGCGACGCCCGAGUCCGCUGGCCUCACAGACAGACUCAACCUCACUAAGCAAGACAUCAAGUCGAGAUUGGAGGAUCAAUGCAUCUGCAGCCGACUCGACACCAGCGGAUGCAGGAGGAUCGAACUGGGUGUGCGCCAUUUGUGGCUUCAGCAAUGGAGCAAAUAGAUCAAUAUGCGAGCUUUGUGGAGUGACAAAGGAGCCAGCUCGUCCCACACCGAAACGCUUGACUUUACCCGAACGUGCACCCGACACAACCAGGCCAGAUCCCUUUUCGAUCCCGAGCAAGGCACCGUCAAUAUCGAAGCCCCCGGAGAACCAAGUCACGCAACCGGCAGCAGACAAGAAGGACGGCCUGGCAUGCGAUAUCUGCACCUUCCUCAACCACCCUUCGAUGGCCAAGUGCGAGAUGUGCGGCUCCAACCUUGGCCGUAGCUGGCAGCAAGAAGAGGCUUCCACAACAGCAUCCACCACCUCGUCGCAAACAGCUCCUGGCACACCAUUACGCAAAAGCGUCGAUGUGGACGCACUUUCCCUUCGAGCCAGUACCGCCCCUAGCCGAUCCUCCACCCCAGCCUCGAUAUCGCUGCCGCCACCCACCGACUCGGUCAAACUCAGCUUCCGCAAAGGCGGCGACAAAGCCUUCUACAACCUGCUCAAAUCCACGCUCAAGUCCAGAUCCUGGGCCAGCAACACAAAAAGCAACGGUGCAUCGAGCAGCGACAGCCGGGCAGUGCGCGUCGCCGCAGGCAUGGUGGACCUGGACGGUCGAUCGGCCGCGCUCAAACGUGUCGGUAUCGACGGAAUCUUGUCUUCGGUCGAUUCCACCAGUCGCGCGCAGAACGACGACAUGCACGGCGCGCUCAAGGACCUCGAAGCGCUCAUGCGCAAGGCUAAGCAGAUGGUCGAAUUUGCCGAAGCGCUCAAUGCGAAGUUGACAAAGCAGGAGCAGGCGGCGGCGGCGGCGAGGGAGGCUGGUCUGCCGGACGCCGCGCCACUACCGGACCAGGAAGCUGCGACGUUGAUUCGGUCUUCGCUGGUCCAGCUCGGUCUUCCAGCUCCGGCUAUCACGGAGGAUAUGGCUCGCGAUCAGGACGAGUAUCAUCGUGAGCUGGCGCGCGAGCUGGCUGGAUUGCUGCUUGGUACCGGAGGUCGAGCGGCCGGCUUGAUGGGUGCAGGCAAGAUCGCAGCCAAGGGCAAAAGCAGCGACACAUUACCUCGCAUCUCAGAUGACGAGCUCAAAGGUCGCGGCUUGGUCGGACUCGACGAGGUCUGGUGCGUCUGGAACCGAGCACGCGGUGUAGCGCUCGUCCCGCCACAAGCUUUACGCUCCGCAGCAGCCUUCUUGCCAGACAUCACAUCCCCCUCGGUGCGCAUCAAGACCUUCCGUUCGGGCCUCUCGGUGCUCCACACGCCCAGGUACAGCGACGAUGCCUUCGCCUCGCGCAUCCUCCACUUCUUGGACACGCUUGAGUGGGAACACAAGAUGAAGCGUAUUGAACAGGCGCAGUCGUUGAGAAUUUCGGAUGGAAGAGGGAAUACAGGGGUUGCGGAACCGUCAGCGAAGCCGGAAGAGGCGAGCUAUGGAGACAAUUUGUCGCCCUGGGGUGCGGGCGCGUCGAUUCUUGAGAUUGCCGAGAAGGAGGACGUGCCGAUUUUGCUGAUCAACGAGAUGAUGGAUAUGAUCGAAAGCAAAACCGGGAUGGUGGUGCGGGACGAGGGCGGACCGAAUGGCACGAGAUGGUUCGUCAACCACUUCUCGAGAGUGUAG